AUAAAAGUCCGAUAGUUUGACUUGCUUUUUUGUGUUUAUUAUUUUUUCGUUUUCCGUAGAGCAGUCUUGACUGUUUCACUUCCAUCCAUAUUUGCUAAACCUCAAUGACAUAUGUACAUUAUUCACCGUUUAAUAACAAAGUUUGUAGUACUCUAUUAGGACGAUUAUUAUUUCCAUGUCAAUAAUGCAUUAAAGCCAUUGUGUGAAACAUAAAACUCAAAUCCACUAAACAGUAAGGCAUCCAACUAACAAAAAAGUUCAGAUAACCUAGCAAUACUCGACUGAAUAGUGAGCUAAAAUAAAGUCGCAACGUGUUUACUUCCUUACGAAGAACGCCUCCAUUCACUAGACCUUUACCCAUUAGAGUAUAGGCGUCUUAGAGGUGACUUAUUAAUGGCUUAUAGUAUUCUAAACACUUCUGGACAUCCUCUUAAACACCUACUUGAGCUUAGUUCGAAUAAUAACCUAAGGGGUAACACCCAGAAACUGGAAACACAACAUAGCAAGACGGGAUGUAGACACAACUUCUACUCCUUAAGAGUUGUCAAAAUCUGGAAUUCGCUGCCAGCCGAGCUAGUCCAAGCGACUUCUCAGGAGUCCUUCAAGAGGCAACUUGACCUAUUCUUAAGGAACAAGGACAGCAUCACACUAUGAUUUACCAAUUUCUUUUCCUCUUUUAUUGUUAACAUACCUAGGUUCCUGCCUGGAGGAUUUGGUGAUCCCCUGCUACUAGACACGGAAGCCUGUUAAGCGAAAGCUUCUUCUAUUCCGUCCACAACCAUUUGAACCAUUUGUAAAUCUUAUAAUAAUAGCUUAAUGUAAAGCUAAAUGAUUUUCAUUAGUUAUCGGUAAUAACAUUGCAAUAAUUUUUUAUCGUUAUUUUAUUUUGUGUUUAUUUGCUGAUGCGCAGAUGAUAGUUUGUUAAUUUUCAAAAGCAUUCAGAAUCGGAAUUUAUGAGACGUAAAUACUUUUUAUUGUAUACUUUUAAUAUCUGUUUGACUGUUUACCUGUCACUGUAGACUGUUUUUAUGGCUAGUGGUAUUCCACACAAUUUUAACAUCAUUUACUAUCAGACGUAUUGUUUUCAAAAGUAGGUCAGUAGUUAUUACAACGGACGAGACCACAUCAUUCCGGCGUUCAACAACUAAAAUUGGAUUGUCCUCACUGACCCCAUUUUCAGUUAUAAUGUUUAUUAUUUCAGAGACCUAGCAUGGUGUGAAAAUUUGAAACACAGAUAUAUUCACUGAGAACCUAAGAAAGCCGAAUGUUUAAGGUUUCCUUUCAAUUUCAUAGUCAUUCAUUGUAUACACCGAUAAAUCUUUUCGGCUUCUUCUACUGACAUGCAUACACGACUUGUAAUUAUAGCUGCUGCCAUUUAUUUUACAAAAUGGAAGAUACCUUUGGAAAAAUCGUGGCUCGAAUACUAGAUACUGAAAUAUCUAAAACAUGUAACAGGUGCCUAUACCGGAAAUAAAGUGGAAUUCGUUCAAACUGGUCUAAAUGAGUUUGGGUUUUAUGUGGCCAAUUGUUGGGCAAUCACAUUUUUUAAUUUUUAAAACUGAUUCUGCGGCUCAAUUCAAGUAAACAGAUGUGCAGCAUUAUUCUGAUACACUAUUUCAAGUAUGUCUGUAAGUAAUUAGGUUUCAGAAUAUUAGGUGACAAAUUAUCUGUUCUGUUGCGUUAAAAAGAAAAGCAAACGAGUAUAUUGUAUGUCUGUUGCUCUCAACUCAAAUCCUCAGUCGGCUUGUCAAAGUGCUGUUGUCCACUUUGCUGUAUGAGAUUAUGACUAGUAUUUUCUAACCUUCGUGCUUAAGAUAAGUCGAUAUGUUUCUUAAAACAAUUUCGCAAAUUGUCAAACGAACAGAUAAUUCAGUUUAUUUUUAAGUAUUUUAGGUGUUUUAUAAUGUUUAUCACUGAGGUAAAUCACAUCAGUAUAUUUAUUUUGUUAAACGACAAAUAUUCUCCAUUCGUCUAAUUGUUUUUGAUUUCAGCUGGCAAAAAUAUGGAACACCACACACUGCUUCCACUAAUAAUCAUUGUGUGUUUAUGCCAAAGAUUAGAAACAUCUUUUUACCUUAGAACAAAAAACAUUUGCAGUAGUCGUGACAAAGUUUCCAUUAUCGGUGGGGAACAAAGACGUUUAGUUACAGAAGGAGGUCGGGUAACACUAAUAUGUUGUGUACCAGGUAAAAGUAAUGGUCAUGAUCAUGAGCAACUUGUAUGGAAUAGCCCGGAUGGAAAAGAAUUAGUAAACUAUUUUUCUAACCCAAUAUCUGAUAAUCAACACACUGCAUAUUCUGUGCCUGAUUUUCACUCAAAAGAUCACUUGAUAACUAUGAUGGUUAUUCAGAAAUUCCAAGCCAAAGAUAGUGGCCAGUAUACAUGUCGAAACACACACCCUAGUUCUACAGCCCUUCCAGCUAGUGUCUUUGUAGAUGUCAGACCUAGGCUUUUGGCAGACUUCAUUCCAUUACCCCCAUCUAAUGUAGAGGAUUCUGGUUCAGCAGUUGUGGCUGGUGUUGCAGUGUCUGUCGCUCUUGAAGAAGGACGAAGAGGAGAAAUAAAAUGCCGAGUUAACUCACAACUUAAUCUCGAUAGUGUUCAACUUACGUGGUUUUUUCAGGGUCGUCAACUGAUUACGCCGUCUAUCGUGAUGAAACAAAUAGGACAAAAGAAUUUGUUUAAAGUCAAUAACACUAGCCUUGAGAACCCUCUUACUGAAAUCGAAAAUCCUGAUAUUUUCCCACCAUCCUCACAUGAAAGAAAUUUUGCAUCAGGGUCAAACCAACUGUUUACCGAGCAACUAAACCGCCCUGUUGCCCUUGAUCCUGAAGAAUUGGGUAUACAAAUUUCUCAGAAUGGACAAAUACUAGAUAUUUCGAGAGUGGAUACACGUCAUUCAGGAAUAUUUUUAUGCAAGGCAGAAACUGUUAAUCCAACAUGGUCACCACAAAAUUCAGAAUACGAUUCACGCUUAUACGAAAGUGGAGUCGUAACUUCACCUUUCUUGAUACAAAUCCAAGCCAUUCGUGGCAUAGUUUAUUCACGUCCACGUUUACUCCCGGGAAGCCCCAUGGAAGUAUUCUCUACAACUGAUUCAGAUGAAUCACAGUUGGUGGAUCCAUAUAAACACUUUGUUAACAAGCGUCAGGAUGAACAGAGAUUAGAUACAUUUCAAGGUUCAUCCAGUUAUUUGCAAACUGUCUUGCCUUUAUGGCGUGGUAGUGAUAAAGAGAAAGAAAAGCCUAUUAUGACAAAUGCAAGAAAGAUAGUUCAGGAAGGUGGAAGACUCAUAUUAGAAUGCCAAGCUCGUGGAAGACCGAGUCCCCAACUACUCUGGUAUAGAGGUGGUAUGGGAUCUUCAACAACAAAUAGUUCUCAGGCUAUUACAUUCGACCAACGGAUCAAGUCAGCAUUACAGCACUUACCUUUGGAAGAUGUACAACGAGAACUGGGAAUUCUUAUCGCUGACUUCGAUCAUCUUUUUCCUGCUGUAAUUAACAUGGUAAAUAUAUCAAAUGAAGUUACAAACAAAGCACCUGAAAAUCCUGGAAGCAUUCACAGAAAAGGAAUACAAACACAUGAAUUAGGUCGUUUUCAGUUGUCUACUGGUCUUCGAAAAGAUGACCGGGGAGACCCCGUUAUAGCAAUGUCACGCCUAACAGUCAAUAACUUAAUGCCUUCAGAUGCCACUCGUUAUACUUGUCUUGCCCUCUUGAAUUUGAAUUACUAUGGUGGGGCUGGAAAUUUUACUGAUGUUGGGAGCAUUCUUCCUGAUGUUGUUCUCAGACCCAGAUUUGUUCGCUCAGGAACUAAUUUGAAAGCCAGCGGAUAUCCUGGAGAAAGUUGCAGGCUAACAUGUGAAGCAUACGGCGGUCUUCCAAAUGAAAUGGGUCUACGGGUUCGGCUUUUAAAAGGUCCUGGUGUCAACAAACUAAUUUCUUCUUUAUCUUAUUCUAUGUAUUCAGAAAAUAAAAAUCCUAUGUUUAAAUCGUAUGAAGAUCUUCCUGAACCUCAGUCAGUUCAUUCUUCAUACACCAACCCAAUGUUUAAUCAUAAAUCAUUCGUUAAAGAUAACGAAUUAAAUGACUGGUUUCCAUCUGAUACAGAGUACACAAGUUUGUUGACUGGAAAUGGCAUGAGCGAUAAAUCAAAUAACAGUGAUUUUAUUGAAAUUGUCAAACCUGGUAUGAAUCCUCGAUAUCACUUGAAAGUUGAACCAGAUCCGCGAAAUCCAUACGCAACAAUUUUACGUUUGGAUAUUACAGAUUUAACACCAGAAGAUAAUUCAUUUUAUUUAUGUGAAGCACUCUCCGGACCUCAUUGGCGAGCAGUUACUCCUACAUCAUCAGAACCGCCUGGGAGAGUGACAGUUUGGUUCGCUCCACCUGCCGCAGAGCCUCGACGUAUUAGUGAAAUAUCAGACCGAUUGGAUGCGGAUGAAAGUGAAACACUGUCUCAACCUGGCAAAUAUGUUGUUUAUGGUUUAUCUCAUUUACCUUCUAAAAUAGCUUGUCAAGCACUAGGACAACCAACACCUCAAUGGAAAUGGGUGGGACCACAAAGUGGACCAAGUGUACCAUUAGGUGAACUGAAUGAUCCGAAAGGUUAUAUUAAAAUGGACUAUCAAGACGGUGAAUAUUCUGUAACUGAAUUAACUGUUCCUGCUGGUUAUUGGAAUGUCGGAGUAUUUGGUACUUAUUCAUGUACUGCAACCAAUAGAUUAGGCCAUGCUACUGGGCAUGUUCGACUGCAGCUAGCUAGCCAUCCUGGUAGACCAGCUUUAAGAGCUUGUAGAGUUGAAGCAACUUUAAUUGAAUUGUGUGUUGAACCUCCAAAUGAGACAGGUGGUUUGCCACUAACUCAUUAUGAAUUAAGAAUCCAAACUCAUCCACGUGGUGCUUUUCAUGGGCCUUUCGCUUAUCUUCCUGGUCGCAGAGUGCUGAGAUUACCUAAUCUUAUUCCAGGUUAUUACUAUAGAUUUGCUCUGUCAGCCGUAUCAAGAGCAGGAAGAGGACCAAAUGCGUAUUUACAGGUUACAACUAAUCGAUUAUCUAGACCUGUACUUAAACUACUUGCUUCUCAGGAUUAUAUUAGUCCCACAGGAUAUAAUGUUCAUUGGAAUACAGAAACUACAAACGGUAUGGAUAUCAAUCAAUAUAAUAUCAAUAUAAGACCAGUAGAAGUUGAUUAUUCCAUGGGUAAGUUUAAUAUUUUCUCCAUAGCACACAUAAAGGCUAUGUAUGAUCAUUGUUAUUUUUAUUAUUAUGUAAAAUAA
Molecule: messenger RNA, 5278 nt
Organism: Schistosoma mattheei
Lineage: Eukaryota; Metazoa; Platyhelminthes; Trematoda; Strigeidida; Schistosomatidae
Source: the annotation of a GenBank genome assembly